AAAAAUAUAAAUUUGAUAUAUAUAUAACUUUUUUUGAGAGUGUAUUACUUUUGCAAUGGAACACAAUUUUCUAAUCUAUUUCUCUUCCUUCGUCACUCACGAACAACCCCACCCUCCCUUCGACGUGCAGUUCACCUCCACCGAACAACCCGCACCGCAUCCUCUGUUGUCUGUCCGCCAUCCUGCACGUUGCCAUUAGCCACGUUGCAUCAGAUAUGGAUAGCAGUGCCUGGUGUCUGCGUCUAACCGAGUUACGCCGCCGCGUUUCUUCUCCGCUGCUCAGUUUCGGCCACCCAGAAUUGAGCCCCAACGUCGAAUCCCUCUCUCAUGUUACAAUUUUUCAUUGGUGAAGCUUGAUCUAUGUCGUUGAAGCUAUUAUUGAUUUGAAUUUUGGAAGAGUUUGAGCUGCUAUCCAGCCGGCUGGAAGCUCGAAAUUGGCAUUUUGGCGCAAAUGGGGCAAGAUUCUUAGCUUUAUUGAGUGGGUCUUGAGCACCCAUUGGAUUUCGGUGUUAAUAUGAAUCGCCCAUGGUUUCAGAUACUAGAUUCGAGUAUAGAAAGCCGUUUGUGUGCUGUCAAGGCGAUUUUGACACGCUUUCAAUAAGGUUUUGGGUAAAUUUAGUGAUUUUUCUAAGAGUUCUUGAAUACCCAUUUGGUUUUGACAUUAAAUUCAUCUUACCCAUAAUGUUUUGGAUGAAAGGUUGAAGUUGGAGGGAUUUUGAAGAAAUUUCCAGUAGAAUUUGAGAUCGGUUAGGUGUUGUUCGAUAAGUUUCGAUGCUUUUCUUGUUAAUUUUAGAAUACCCAUUUAGUAUGAUGUGAUAUGAAAUUACCCAUAACCCUUGGAUGUUGGGAUUGGGAGAUUGAGGUUAUUAAGUCGCUAUCCGAUAAUUUUAAGAUCGCUUUGGCACGUUUUGGACACACUGAUACAAAUUGCUUAUUGACCCAUCAAUUAAGUUUGGGGUUUUGUUUCGCAAUGGGAUUUUUACGCACACAAGUAGUUUUGAUGCUUAGACUCCGGCUGAGCCAAUUUCACAUACGCUUUGCUUUCUCUUCCACAUUCACCUCACUUCCAGAUCCUCACUACCCUAACAAUUGUCUUCACUCUUUUUUUUCAAAACCAAAUUUAACGUUCCAAUCUCUUCUUCAAUUCCAUUCCCUCAUUAUCACCACUGGAAAUUCCGACAAUGUCUUCUUUGCCACAAAGCUCAUGGCCUUUUAUGCCUCUCAUAGGCAACCUGCGUUCUCCACACACUUGUUUCGAUUGAUUCAUUCUAAGGAUAUAUUUCUUUGGAAUUCCAUUAUCCAAUCCCACUUCUCCAAUGGUGAUUACCAACGGGCAUUUGAUUUCUACCUUCAGAUGCGAGCCUCGAGUAGCCUGCCAAACCAAUUUACAGUUCCCAUGGUAGUUUCCACUUGUGCAGAAUUGAUGAUGUUCAACCAUGGCAUGAACAUUCAUGGGUUGACUUCAAAGCUUGGGCUUUUUGUUAGUAAUUCUGCUAUUGGUUCUUCUUUCAUAUAUAUGUAUUCCAAAUGUGGUCAUGUAGAAAGUGCUUCUCUCAUGUUCAGUGAAAUUACUGUUAAAGAUGUGGUUGCUUGGACUGCCCUUAUAGUUGGGUACGUUCAAAAUAAUGAGAGUGGGAGAGGUUUGAAAUGUUUGUUUGAGAUGCAUAGGAUUGGAGGGACUCCAAAUUACAAAACAAUAGGAAGUGGGUUUCAAGCUUGUGUUGAUUUAGAUGCUUUAGUAGAGGGCAAAUGCUUACAUGGUUUGGCUUUGAAAAAUGGAUUUCUCUGUUUUGAAGUUGUUAAAUCUACUAUUCUCUCCAUGUACUCAAGGUGUGGGUCACCUGAAGAAGCUUAUCGUUGCUUUUGUAAAUUAGACCAAAAAGAUCUCAUCUCUUGGACAUCAAUUAUUGCAGUUCACUCUAAAUUUGGGUUAAUGAGCGAAUGUCUACAUUUGUUUUGGGAGAUGCAGGACAGUGAAAUAAUCCCAGAUGAAAUUGUGAUCAGUUGCAUGCUUAUGGGGUUUGGUAAUUCUGGUAGAAUUUUUGAAGGAAAAGCGUUCCAUGCUUGGAUUCUGAAACAGUGUUGUGCAAUGAAUGGAAUAACCCAUAAUGCAUUACUCUCCAUGUAUUGUAAGUUUGGACACUUAGGUACGGCAAAUAAGAUCUUCCACAGUUUCCAUAAAAGCAGUGAAGAUUGGAGCACAAUGAUAUUAGGAUAUAGCAAUAUGGGGCAGAAAGAAAAUUGUAUUUCCUUUUUAAGGGAGAUGCUCCUCUUAGGCAGAGAACCUGAUUUAAAUAGUUUAGUUUCAGUCAUUUCUUCAUGUUCACAAGUUGGAGCUAUCAAUAUUGGUCGGUCCAUUCACUGCUAUGCGAUUAAAAACUCAAUAAUCGAAAAUGUAUCAAUAGCUAACUCACUCAUGGACAUGUACGGAAAAAGUGGUCACCUAACUGCUACAUGGAGAAUAUUUCAUAGAACUCAACAAAGGGACGUUAUCUCAUGGAAUACGUUGAUUUCGUCCUACAAGCAAAGUGGGAAUCUUGCUGAAGCAAUUAUUUUAUUCGAUAAAAUGGUUAAAGAAAAGGUUUACCCAAACAAAGUUACUUGUGUAAUAGUUCUUUCAGUAUGUGCUCAUCUUGCAUCCUUAGAUAAAGGUGAAAAGAUCCACCAGUAUAUAAAGGAAAACGGAUUUGAGAGCAAUAUCACUAUUCGUACUGCAUUGAUUGAUAUGUAUGCAAAAUGUGGGGAGCUCGAGACAUCAAGAAAGUUGUUCAACUCAACGGAAGAGAGAGAUGCUAUUUUGUGGAAUGUCAUGAUAUCAAAUUAUGGGAUGCAUGGACAUGUAGAAUCUGCAAUGGAGAUCUUCCAACUAAUGGAAGAGUCAAAUAUUAAACCGAAUGCACAAACCUUUCUUUCUCUUCUCUCAGCUUGUAAUCAUACAGGGCAUGUGCUAGAGGGAAGGGAUCUAUUUGAUAGAAUGACGAAAUAUGGUAUUGAACCUAGUCUGAAGCACUAUGCUUCAGUCAUAGAUCUUCUUGGCAGGUCGGGUAGUCUUGAAGCAGCCGAAGCUUUGGUUUUAUCAAUGCCCAUCACACCUGAUGGCACUGUUUGGGGCUCCUUGUUAAGUGCAUGUAAAAUUCACAAUGAAUUUGAAAUGGGAGUAAGACUUGCCAGAUAUGCAAUUGAGUCUGAUCCAAAAAACGAUGGGUAUUAUAUAAUAUUGUCUGACUUGUAUAGUUGCUUGGGAAGGUGGGAUGAGGUGGAAAAAAUGCGUGGUAUGAUGAAGGAAAGAGGGGUGGAGAAGAGAACUGGCUGGAGUGCCCUGUGAAUGAAGUAAUUGCUUUCGGUAUUGCUUGAAAACAUUUCAUACCUUUAAUUUUACAACUUCAUAGAAAUCUCAAGAAGUAUUUCGAGGGUUAGAUUUGACAAUCAAAAUGACGAAAAGUUGGAUCCACACUCAUUUGGAACUUUUUGCUUCAGAUAAUGUUUCCUCAUGCAUUGAAAAUUUGUUGGCUUUUAGAACUUAACAAGGAAUGGAAGAGUUGAACAAGGAAUUAACCAAAAAGUAAAUCCCCUUUUCAUGUAGCUGUAACAUCGUGUGGAACUCAGUUCAAGCAUUCACAAUAACCCAUAUAGCUAUUAGAAGUGGAAAGAGAUAUGAUGCAGAUUCCUAUGUGGACUGAAUCAAUCUGUAACUCAGACGGAUAAGAAAAGGGCCAUGAAGCUUGUCUGUGAUAUCCCAAAACAAAACUGGCGUAUUUGGAAUUGUUUUGGCUUAUUUGUGGGUUUUUGCAUAUCAUUGAAAUGAAGAUUCAGGAGAUGAGAAAGGGGUUGGCUUUGUAGGCCAAUAGAAGGAUGUUGAUUGGAGGAAUCUUUAGCAUUUAGUAUUAGUUGAUUUAAGCUGUGGAUGGAUAAGAUAAUUGUGAGCUUUUUAAUUCAAUCCAAUUCAAUGCAAUUCAAUUUAAUUUUUGAGUAAAAGAUAAUUGUAAGCUUUUCAUUGGAAAAUAUAACUUUUUAUUAGUUUUUUGUGAACAAGUUUUCUUUAGAAUACAUCUACUUUAUAUUCCUUUCUUUAGAA
Messenger RNA from Cucumis melo (muskmelon), 4075 nucleotides. RefSeq names its product pentatricopeptide repeat-containing protein At4g39952, mitochondrial. NCBI's taxonomy places the organism in Eukaryota, Viridiplantae, Streptophyta, Magnoliopsida, Cucurbitales, Cucurbitaceae. Bases 818 to 3325 code for a protein of 835 amino acids. The record is from RefSeq and is a predicted model, not a curated record. Gene Ontology annotation, biological process: RNA modification. The transcript has 6 exons. Gene Ontology annotation, molecular function: protein binding; RNA binding.